Molecule: messenger RNA, 1910 nt
Organism: Syngnathus acus (greater pipefish)
Lineage: Eukaryota; Metazoa; Chordata; Actinopteri; Syngnathiformes; Syngnathidae
Product: ankyrin repeat and SOCS box protein 7
Exons: 5
Coding region: 603-1574 (323 amino acids)
Biological process (GO): intracellular signal transduction
Molecular function (GO): protein binding
Source: RefSeq, a predicted model, not a curated record
UUGUUGGCUUGUCGCGCUGCACAAACGCAACACUUUAGCACACGUGCCCCUCGUCGGCACGCCGCGCCACACUUGAGUCCCACGCGCAGUUCCAAAUACACAAAUCGCAACACUUUGUUUGGGUUAGCCUCCACGGCUAACUAGUGCUAGCUUGGCGGCACAACAUUUGAGCGUGGAGUGAGUUCAUGUUCAUUCAUACGUCGACACCAAACGUCAAAUUCGGCCACACGAAACGUCUUCACACUCUUGCUUGCUGGCUUCGACAGUGCCCGCCCGCGCGUGCACGCGUCUACACUUUGUUAGCCUGCGCGCGCGGCUAACAGUGCUAGCGAAAACCACCACAUUCUGAGUCAACCAAAGUGUCACGUUCAUGUAACUGUCGGCCGAAACUGUCAAGUUGGGUCACUUGACAUUUUCUUUGUUUACACUCUCAUGCGGCUGUUGCUGAAGUCUUUUUAUCGAGUGAUUGGGGAGGAACGACUUAGUUUCGCAUUCCGGGGGACCGGAACGAGAUUUUCAGGAAAUUCAAGUCAAAGCUGGCAAGCGUCCGCUAUGAAGAAGAGAAGUUUGUCUCUUCAGCUGGUGAAAAGCUUAGGUCAAAGAUGAACAUUCCCAUUCCCAAAUGUGACGACAGGAUGCUGAACUGUAGGAACCCCGAGCUCCACGAGGAGCUGCAGAUCCAGGCGGCGGUGGCGGCGGGUGACGUAUACACAGUGCGCCGCAUGCUGGAGCGCGGAUACUCACCCAAGAUCCGCGACGCCAACGGAUGGACGCUGCUGCACUUCUCGGCCGCCAAGAGCAAGGAGCGAUGCGUGCGCGUCUUCCUGGAGCACGGAGCGGACCCGACGGUGAAGGACUUAAUCGGGGGCUUCACGGCGCUGCACUACGCCGCCAUGCACGGGCGCGCUCGCAUCGCCCGCCUCAUGCUGGAGUCGGACUUUUGCGGCGACAUCAUCGACGCCAAGAGCUACGACGGCUGGACGCCGCUGCAUGUGGCGGCCCACUACGGCCGCGACUCCUUUGUGCGCCUCCUGCUGGAGUUCUGUGCCCGAGUGGACCCGCUGAGCGACAAGGGCACCACGCCGCUGCAGCUGGCCAUCAUCCGCGAGCGCUCCAGCUGCGUGCGCAUCCUGCUGGACCACGGCGCCAACAUUGACAUUCAGAACGGCUUCCUGUUGCGCUACGCCGUGAGUAAGGGCAACCACUCGUACUGCCGCAUGUUCCUCCAGCGUGGCGCCGACACCAACCUGGGCCGGCUGGAGGACGGCCAGACGCCGCUGCAUCUAUCGGCGCUGCGCGACGACGUGCUGUGCGCGCGCAUGCUCUACGCUUACGGCGCCGACACCAACGCCAGGAACUACGAGGGCCAGACGCCCGCCGCCGUCUCCGUCAGCAUGUCCAGACACAACAGGCCGUGUCUGGACUUCCUGCAGGACGUCACAAAACGUCCUCGGAGCCUUCAGGACGUGUGUCGCAUCAAGAUCCGCCAGUGUGUCGGCCUGCAGAGGCUGUGUCUCCUGGAGGAGCUUCCCAUCGCCAAGGUCAUGAAGGACUAUCUCAAACACAAGUUUUAAUGCUGCCGCCGGGGACGAGUCGGGAAAAGAGGUAAAGACCUCUGCUGUGACUCGGCUCGCCUUUCGGAAGUUCGGCCCGAGGGGGCCGGUCGCCUGUCGUCUUCCCGCCCAGUUGCGUGCGGAAAGUGCGAUUCGUGGCUUGCUGUCCGGUGAGCUGGUACAAUGUAAAUACCUUACAGAUAUUUUUCUACCUUUAUUUAAACACCGCUCAUAUGAAAGACUUGGUGUGUGCGCGUGCGCGCGUUUGUACACGUGUGCAUUUGUGCGUGUUUGUGCUCGUGUGAAUGGAAAAACAGUUCUGGAAUGCCACGGAAAUUUCUUGGCUGAUGGUGAAGA